AGAAACAAAAAAAAUAUCAAAUUUGAGAUUUGGGGGUUCUGGAUUCUUAUAUCUCAUCUUUUCUACUUUAUUUUGUUUCCGGGCUGGUGGAUGAAAAAUGUUUCUUUUACAACUCUGGGAUUUUCACAUUACUUACUUACAUCGGUGCUUUUACUAUACAAGGGUUUGUUCCUGUUUUUCUUUUUUGGGUUUUCACAACUGUCGAUGGGGAUCUCACUUCUUCCUCUCCAACCAAGUUCCCAGGCAACAAGGCUUGUGAGAUGUCAGGCAUUCAUGGGUUCAUGUCUAUAACGUGCAUCGCUCCCCCCUUGGCAGCCUUCCUUGGUGGUAGUUCUGGUGCUC
Molecule: messenger RNA, 342 nt
Organism: Aspergillus pseudonomiae
Lineage: Eukaryota; Fungi; Ascomycota; Eurotiomycetes; Eurotiales; Aspergillaceae
Exons: 1
Coding region: 91-291 (66 amino acids)
Source: RefSeq, a predicted model, not a curated record